Messenger RNA from Helianthus annuus (common sunflower), 2048 nucleotides. Its product is annotated as mitochondrial-processing peptidase subunit alpha. The transcript has 13 exons. NCBI's taxonomy places the organism in Eukaryota, Viridiplantae, Streptophyta, Magnoliopsida, Asterales, Asteraceae. The coding region runs from base 236 to 1747 and encodes 503 amino acids. Gene Ontology annotation, biological process: proteolysis. Gene Ontology annotation, molecular function: metal ion binding; metalloendopeptidase activity. Gene Ontology annotation, cellular component: mitochondrion. The record is from RefSeq and is a predicted model, not a curated record.
AAAUUUGUAAGUUAUUACUCUUUUAGCCCAUUACCCUUUCAAAGGCCCAUACUGAAAAAAAGGCCGAGCCCAGAUCUCACUCUCGCCGUCGUCUUCGUUCUCGCCGUAAGUCGUACCCCCAAAUUUCGUCUCUCAAUCACCUCCAAAUUUGUUCAGGCAAUCGAGAGGGAAACAGUGCAUACAGAAUAAAUCAACACAAUUUCCGUUUCCGGUUUCGCAUUACGCAUCGAUUGUCAUGUAUCGUGCCACAUCUCCUAGAAUCAGAACCCUAAAGGGCCAGGCUGGCAAAUGGAUGCUGACUAGGUUUGCUAGUUCAAGUGCUGUUGCCGCCAAGUCAUCAUCAGGGGGUUUGUUUAGCUGGUUUACAGGAGGAAGUGCUUCCUCCUUACCUCCGUUGGACUUUCCUCUCAAGGGUAUCGAACUUCCAUCUUCUUUACCUGAUAACGUUGAACCGGGAAAGACAAAGAUAACAACCCUUUCAAAUGGAAUCAAAAUCGCCUCGGAAUCUUCAUCAAACCCUGCUGCCUCGAUUGGUUUGUAUGUUAAUAGCGGCUCAAUCUAUGAGACACCAGCCUCAUUUGGUGUUACACACCUUCUAGAACGUAUGGCUUUCAAAAGUACAUAUAAUCGAAGCCACUUGCGCGUUGUGCGGGAAGUGGAGGCAAUUGGCGGCAAUGUGACGGCCUCUGCUUCUAGAGAGCAAAUGGGUUACAGUUAUGAUGCCCUUAAAACUUAUGUUCCUCAAAUGGUAGAGCUACUUGUUGACUCUGUAAGAAAUCAAGCUUUCUUGGAGUGGGAGGUUAAAGAACAGAUUGAGAAAGUGAAGGCUGAGCUUGGUGAAUACGCCAACAAUCCUGAGGCGUUGCUGUUAGAGGCAGUUCAUUCAGUUGGAUAUUCUGGUCCACUUGCAAAUCCUCUUCUUGCGUCUGAAGGCGUACUCACCAGAAUAAACAGUACAGUUUUGGAGGAUUUUGUAGCUGCAAACUAUACAGCUCCUCGAAUGGUACUUGCUGCAACAGGAGUUGAACAUGAGGAACUGUUGAAAUAUGCCGAACCUCUUCUCUCUGAUUUGCCAGGUGGCACUCAGGUUGAGGAACCAAAAUCGGUGUAUGUUGGAGGUGAUCACCGUGUUAUGGCUGAUACAGGGAGAACUAGUUUUGCUCUUGCAUUCGAACUUCCUGGUGGCUGGCUUAAGGAGAAAGAAGCCAUGACGUUGACAGUUCUUCAGAUGCUGUUGGGCGGAGGUGGAUCUUUUUCAGCUGGUGGGCCCGGAAAAGGGAUGUACUCUCGGCUUUAUCUUAGAGUUCUGAACGAGUACCCUGAGAUUCAGUCGUUUUCAGCAUUCAGUUCUAUCUAUAACCACACCGCCAUAUUUGGAAUCCAAGCUACCACAAGUUCUGACUUUGUAUCAAAAGCCAUCGAUGUAGCAGCAAAAGAACUCCUUGCAGUUGCCACUAAUGGUGAAGUUAAUCAGGUACAGUUGGACCGUGCAAAGAAGUCAACCAAGUCAGCCAUUCUUAUGAACCUUGAAUCAAGAAUGGUUGCUUCAGAAGAUAUAGGUAGACAAAUACUGACAUAUGGAGAAAGGAAACCUGUGGAAUAUUUUUUGAAAGCUAUUGAUUCAGUAACGGCCAAUGACAUCACUUCCGUCGCGAAAAAGCUUCUUUCCUCUCCUCUCACUAUGGCUUCUCAUGGAGAUGUCCUAAACGUCCCAACUUAUGAUUCAGUCAGCCGCAAAUUCCAGUAGUGGCAGGAUUGCUUCAAAGUGCCAAAGAUCGGUACUCUUUCUUCUUCACCUUGUGGUUCUUUCAAGGUAUCUUACAGUUGAUAAUGAUGGAUAAUAAUGAUAUGUUAUUCGGCCUUUUAAAAGAAUUAUAUAAGGCAAUCCCUCGGUACCCUUAGAUUUUAAGGCUUGAUGUGUGUCCCAUGUAUUUUUUUUUUUUUUUGGAGUUUUCGAGUCGGGUCAGCCAAUGGACGAUAUACCAUUUUUGAAAUAUAUUUAUUGAAAAAUUAAUUUUGGGCCGGGAUCAACCAGUCGUUUUGUUGGA